Molecule: messenger RNA, 5779 nt
Organism: Anguilla rostrata (American eel)
Lineage: Eukaryota; Metazoa; Chordata; Actinopteri; Anguilliformes; Anguillidae
Gene: abcd1
Product: ATP-binding cassette, sub-family D (ALD), member 1
Exons: 10
Coding region: 1395-3815 (806 amino acids)
Biological process (GO): peroxisome organization; very long-chain fatty acid catabolic process; long-chain fatty acid import into peroxisome
Cellular component (GO): peroxisomal membrane
Molecular function (GO): long-chain fatty acid transmembrane transporter activity; ABC-type transporter activity; ATP hydrolysis activity
Source: RefSeq, a predicted model, not a curated record
AGAAUUGUGGGACAUGUGGAGGACUUCCUACCUUUCGGUGCGCUCUAGAAAGGCAUGACGUUGGGUAGUUACCUUUGUUACACGGUUCAAUCAGCGUUCAAAGGAGGUAGCGUUACCGGCGAGAAAUCAUGCAUUUGUCUCUGGAAACUACUGAAGCCGAAGCUACGAAUUCGCUAUGAAACCACUAAGGCCAGUGAACUAUAGUUAGCGAAAACAUUUAGAAGUUUUUCGACAGCUGGUUGGCUACUUGCUGGUUCGUGGCAAACUUUUUUUUGGACUGUCAUUUAACUUCGAGGAUAACUUCAAAGGUCAUCGGAGGAAAUGAAGUUGGACAGUAAACAAAGUUGUAGUUAGCUUGCUUGCUUCGUGUGCUUUGUAUGUUGACAGCUCUUCCAUAACCCUCUGAGCUAGCUGGCUACAUCGUUUCUACGCUUUUAGUAAACCGGUGAACGAACCGUUCUCAUUUGCAAUAAUUACAUAGACUACCAACGUUUUUUACACAUUCACUGGCCAUUUGAUUAUUAACUGACGUUGGUUGGCUAACUGCUAUUUUACCCCUGUCACUGGAGAUAACCAAUUGUAGCACAGUAAUGACUCGUGCAGUUCGUCUUGUUGGAUCGUUCUUUAAUUACAAAUUAAUCUUGUUGAAAUAGUUGACGUACAGCUGAUCUUUCGCACUCUCUUGUUUAACUGGCUAUUCUGUUACUUUGUCGCAAUGGCUAGUUUGUAGGUAUAUAUCUUGAUAAUGUUAUAUCUUGAUAAUCGCAAUGGCUAGUUUGUAGGUAUAUAUCUUGAUAAUGUUAUUUUGAUGAACUUUAUUUUGGAUAUUUUGGCUAGGUAUUUUUUGGCAAAACCAUCAGAACGCAAGUUACCCUUCAGGUAUAUUAGUCAGCUAGUCACAUGAUGGCCCCCUUAGGCAUGCGGAUGUCGCGAAAAAAUGUGUCUGCUUGCUCCUUGUAACGUUGGCUACCUAACGCUCGCUACCUGAGAGACAAUGAGCAAGGGGGAAACUGCUGACAUUUGAGGCUAAUGCGACUAGUUGUUUACUGCGGUGUCCGACAGCAUAUAUUAUAUUUGCAGACGCGUUUCCGUUCACGAAUGACUGUUAUGGACAUAAUCAUAAUAUUAUGACCACCACAACCUGGCAUACGUUUACUUGUAAAUAAUGUUUUGAAAAUAAUUGGUUGCCAUUUUUACGUUAGUUUUAACAUUUUAUAGUUUGUAUUGGUUGUUGCAGAGAGACAAUGGAUGACAAUAAAAAACAUCUUCAGCUUUAACAGAAAAGGACAAAAAUGACUAGCCUAAUGGCUUUGUGUAGGUAGAGAAACAUUUUUUUUAAGAGGUUCUGUUCAACAUAGAAAUCCACGUGCCUUUUAAGGCCACAGAAGUCCACCAUGUCUUUGGUCAUAUAUUCUAAACUUCCGGAGAAUUUGAAGAAAACCUCGGCCGUAAAGAAAGCAGUCCUCCUGCUUGUUGCUGCCUAUGGGGUGAAGAAACUAUACCCCUUUGUCUCUGGAAAGCUCAGAGGAGGGGUCGAUAAGCGGUUGGAUGGUAAGCUUCCUCAAAGAUCGAACGGCGGAUCCCCAGAUGUGGAGAAAGCGAAGAAGAAGAGCAGCUCUCCAGCCGUGAACCGCGAGUUUUUUGAUCGCCUGAUACGGCUGCUGCGCAUCCUCUUCCCUCGGCUCGUCUGCAAAGAGCUCGGACUUUUGGGCGUCCACUCUCUGGCCCUCAUAUCGCGAACUUUCUUAUCCAUCUACGUUGCCAGCCUGGAUGGCAGAAUCGUCAAAACAAUCGUGAAGAAGGACCCGCAGGCGUUUGUGUGGGAGCUGACCAAAUGGCUCCUGAUCGCCAUCCCCGCUACCUUUGUCAACAGUGUUAUCCGCUACCUGGAAGGCCAGCUGAGCCUGGCGUUCCGCACGCGGCUGGUCACCCACGCCUACCGCCUUUAUUUCAGCGACCAAACCUAUUACCGCGUCAGCAACAUGGACAGCCGCCUGGCGAACCCGGACCAGUCGCUGACGGAGGACAUGGUCAUGUUCGCCGCCUCCGUGGCCCACCUCUACUCCAAUCUCACGAAGCCCAUCCUGGAUGUGGUGGUGACCUGCUACACCCUCCUCAAAACAGCCGAGUCUAAGGGAGCCAACACCACCUGGCCGUCGGUCAUAGCGGGCAUCGUGGUGGCGCUCACUGCCAAGGUGCUUCGCGCCUUUUCCCCGCGCUUCGGCAAGCUGGUCGCCGAGGAGGCCAGGAGGAAAGGAGACCUCCGCUACAUGCACUCCCGCAUCAUCGCCAAUUCCGAGGAGAUCGCCUUCUAUGGGGGACACAAGGUGGAGAUGUCCCAGCUGCAGCAGUGCUACCAGGCCCUGUCAUCCCAGAUCAACCUGAUCCUGUUCAAGCGGCUGUGGUACGUCAUGCUGGAGCAGUUCCUCAUGAAGUACGUGUGGAGCGCCUCGGGCCUGGUCAUGGUGGCUGUGCCCAUCAUCACGGCCACGGGAUACUCCAAACACGAUUCGGAGGACGUGAAGCAGGCUGCCAUGGUGAUGAAGGAGGAGGAGCUUGUGAGCGAGCGCACGCAGGCCUUCACCACGGCCCGGAGCCUCCUGAACGCCGGCGCCGACGCCGUGGAGAGGAUCAUGAGCUCCUACAAGGAGGUGACGGAGCUGGCGGGCUACACGGCGCGGGUGUAUGAGAUGUUCGCCGUGUUCGAGGACGUGCGCGUGGGCGUGUACCGGCGCUCCGCGGCGCAGGACGGGGGGGCGGGUGGGACCUCGCGGGAGGUGCAGCACGGCAUGAGGAUGGAGGGCCCGCUGGAGAUCAGAGGUCAGGUGAUCGAUGUGGAGCAGGAGAUCAGCUGCGAGAACCUCCCGAUCAUCACCCCCUCAGGAGAUGUGGUGGUGACCAGCCUCAACAUUAAGGUGGAGGAGGGGAUGCACCUCCUGAUCACCGGGCCGAACGGCUGUGGGAAGAGCUCUCUGUUCCGCAUCCUGAGUGGCCUGUGGCCUGCGUACCGCGGCGUGCUGCGCAAACCCGCCCCCCACAACAUGUUCUACAUCCCUCAGAGGCCCUAUAUGUCUGUGGGGACCCUGCGGGACCAGGUGAUCUACCCACACACCCUGCAGGAGAUGAGGGGGCGGGGCUUCACCGACCAGCAGCUGGAGGACAUCCUGAACAUCGUCAACCUGCGCUACAUCCUGGAGGAGGAGAGGGGAGGGAGGGAGGGGAGGGGGGAGGUGGAGAGUGAGGGAGGCUGGGAUGCGGAGAGCGACUGGAAGGACGUGCUGUCAGGAGGGGAGAAGCAGCGAGUGGGCAUGGCCAGGAUGUUCUACCACAGGCCGAAGUACGCCCUCCUCGAUGAAUGCACGAGUGCCGUGAGCAUCGACGUGGAAGGCAAGAUAUUCCAGUCUGCAAAGGAUGCUGGGAUAGCGCUCCUCUCCAUCACCCACAGGCCCUCGCUCUGGAAGUACCACACCCACCUGCUGCAGUUCGACGGCGAGGGCGGCUGGCGGUUCGAGAAGCUGGACGCCUCCACGCGGCUCUCCCUGCAGGACGAGAAGCUGCGGCUCGAGACACAGCUGUCCGGGAUUCCCAAGAUGCAACAGCGCCUGGCCGAGCUGUGCUCCAUCCUGGGGGAGGACAGCGCCCUGCCCCGCCCCGGCGAGGGCGAGGGUGGCGGCGAGGUUGGGGGUGGGAGCGAGGGCGGGGGCCAGGGCGAAGGGCCGCAGGAGCAGCAGGAGGAGGAGGAGGAAGGGGCGGAGCAGCCGGAGAUCAAACAGGAAGUGACGGGGGACAGGCGGGACGCUGUACUCGCGGACUGAACCGGGAAGCUGAAGGAACAGAAACAGGGCGGGGGAUGUGGUCAUGUCGCAGAUAGAUAAUCUUAACCGAGAUGCCGAGUAGCAGCACUAACGCACACGUGGAGGUGGGGGGGGGGCGUGGGGGGCUGGGGGGAGGUCGCAGGUCAGACGGUCGUUAUAGAGGUUCAGCUCUGGCCCGGCUGUACAGCAGCAGGUAACGGCAGGCGCACUGUGAGAAGGUAAAAUGGACCUGCUUGGGCCUUCACCUGUACGAGCCAGCUCCGGCAGAGACAAGGUCGGGAGCAGCACUGGGACCACAGCAGCCAUUUACCCCCUGCACUCCCCACUGUGGCCUGUAGGGGGCACCCCUGCUCUGUAGACUACGGCCUUGUAGCAGUGUUCGGGGCUCCGCUUACUCUGUGCACUAAUGAUAAUAGCGGAAUUCCAUCCACAGUCGACCACGUUCAGCCGUGAAGAAUAUAUAUAUAUAUAUAUAUAGUUCUUUUUCUUCUCCCCACCCGUGAGAGGUAUUUGAAGUCUUUACUCACCACCUUUAGAGGGAACAAUUCUCUUUUGGAAUUUCAGGAAACCUUUUAGUACGCACCUUGUUUGCCUUGCAGAGAAAGGGCGUGGGUGGCUAACAGUACUGUAUUGCAUUACUGUGUGUGUGUGUGUGUGUGUGUGUGUGUGUGUGCGUGCGUUUGUAGAUUUCGUCCCUUGCGCUCCUGACGAGAUCUGCAGCUGCUUGUAAAGUCCCGUGCUGAGAGGAGCUUAAAUGGCUAUCGGGGUGUCUGUAGCUGUAGACCGGGGGGGGCCAGUCUUAUCCGAAAUGGGCCGGUGUGUGGGUGCAGGUUUUUUGUUUUGGCCCCGCACUAAUAGACCCAAUUCAACCUAUUAACCAAUCAUGGUCUUCAGUCAAGACCUUGAUAAAUAGAAUCAGGUGUCUCAGUGCUGGGCUAAGACAAAAACCUGCACCCACACCGGCCCUCUUCAGAUUAGAUCGGACACCCCUUCUGUAGAUUUUCAUGUUGACUCUUGAAUCAGAUUAACUCUUUUAUGAUUUUUUUUUUUUCCUUGGUUGAUCAAUAUGUGCUUUACUUGUUAGAUACAGAAGUUUUGUAUCACAGCAGAUAGUGUAGUUUGAACAGAGUUUAAUGUCUUGCUGAAACCAGGUGCAGUAGUUGAGCUGUUGCAAAAAUGAGUGCAGUUUACUGUGAUAUUAUAUGAAUCACAUAUAAUGUGUCUAGAAAAAAUAAAAUUUUAUUUGUAAUGUGUUUAAUAUUAUGGAAUAUUUUAUAUUUUAUUAGGACUGUCUUGAAUUUACAUUUAAAAGCAAUCGACGAAUUAAUGAACAUGAUUGGGGGGAGGGGAGGGGAGGGGUCUUGGGCUUGGCAAAUAACGGAGUCUGCUGUCUGUCCUCAUUGUAAUGUGUUCAUCACUGGAUUAUGAUUGUUUUCUUGUCACCACCGUUGUUGCACUUCAAAAACGGUUCCGUUGAUUUAGAAGGAAUUUGAUGUUUGCCGACCUGAAUUGCUCCCACCAGGACAUAUGUCCUUAAUGUCAUAGCUACCUUUUUUAAUCUGUUACACGAUAAUGCCUUCACAGGCGAACACCAGCUGACUUCAAUCCGCACAAUUGUUAGUGUCCUUGUAAACUAGAAACACAGCUAGUAGCCUACUUCUGAUUUGAUUCUAGUUUACACAGGAAUAAAAAAGAAAAGUUUCAGUAGGGUUUGUCUGAAGCACCGACUUUAUCACGUGUUUGCUGUGUACACGUCACAAUCAAUGCCCACUCCUUCGUUAUUCUGUAAUCAAAAGACACCGCUCCCAGGUCCGUUUUGUCAUAGCAAUUCAGUGGUUGUUACUCACAAAUUGUAAUGUACGAGUGCUUUUAAAUCACUGCUAUCGUUUCAGUUUCUACUUUGUAAAAUGUUAUUAACCAAAAUAAAAAAAUGUUAAAAUGUUUAUUAAAUAUAAGCUUUGUUU